CAGUGAGUGGUAAAGGCAAAGCUCCACUACGGAAAAGAUGUAGUGCCAGUCGGGUGAAACUUUUUCUUUCUGAGGAGAGCAGCUGUGAAAAGGGCUGUCAAGUCACCAGUGAGCAGAUUAAAGCAGAUAUGAAAGCAGCCAGUGAUGUGACCACAGAAAAAAAUAAAAACAAAGAUUGUAACUCAAGCUGUAGUGGGGACACUGGACCUCCAGGAAGCUCGUCCUCUGCUGCUUCUCAAAGCCUGGAAGAUGUCAGGAAAGUAGAUAGCUCUACUGAAUCCCUUUCUGUAGCUGCAGAGGAUUCUGAGAAAUGUCUCUGUAGGAAUGAAGAUUCCAGUGAACGGGAUGAUGAAGAUAAUUCUUUAUGCUCCAGGUGUUCCUGCUAUGUGCCUCAGAGCCAGCAAAAGAGAACUAAUGGUGCUUCUGAUGAUGAAUGUCCAUCUACCAGUGGAGCCUCUGGUACAAAUGGGCCAUCUGUGGGAGGAGCAGAACUUUCUCUGAGAACAUUAGCAAACUCUGAUUCCUCAGGGGAAGGCAGCAAUGAGAGGACUAAUGAGGGUGUCUGUGGGACUGCUAAUGAGGAGGGCAGUAGUGUACAACAAGCACCGUUUGAAGUGGAAUACAAUGAAGAUUAUCCUCGUAGGCCUAGAGCUUAUUAAAUAUGAAUUCUUUCCUGAAGCCACACGAACAGAAGACGAUCUAAAAAAAUAUACAAGAUAUCCUUGGGGAAGAGAUAUUUACACUCUAGAAGGUGUUGUGGAUGGAGCUCCCUAUUCAAUGAUAACCGAUUUUCCAUGGUUGAGGUCCCUGAGGACAGCUGAUCCUAAUGGCUAUGCAAGAUAUGAUUUUGAAGAUGAUGAAAGGACUACUAUUUAUGCUCCCCGGAGAAAAGGACAACUGUCAGCAGAUAUCUGCAUGGAAACGAUAGGUGAAGAGAUCUCUGAACUCCGUCAGAUGAAGAAAGGGGUAUUCCAGAGGGUAGUUGCUAUCUUCAUCCAUUACUGUGAUGUUAAUGGAGAGCCAGUAGAGGACGAUUACAUCUGAAUGCAUCCAGCUGCAAGCUCUCUCGGGCUUUCCUGUGUUUUGACUGGUAUUGCCAGCACAGAAACCAGAUGGAUUUCACCCACUGCUAUAGUGCACUGAGAAAUCUUUGAAUGUGUGCGGUUCACCAUUACCCAUCUAUUGGAACACUAGUAAAUGUAUCAGGAGAAGUUGCAGUGAAUGCUGAGGACCCUACAUAAAAAAAAAUCCUCAUGAAGUUGACUUUAUUUCAUAUGUUUAUAUUAUGAGAUUUAAUUCAAAUUUUAUUUUAAUGAAGGCAAUUAAUUACGGCAAGGUAAAACAUUUGAAUUUCUUAACUCAUAUAAUUCAUAGCAGUAUAUAUUUUCUUUUGGCUUGCCAGAAGCAAAACCCUACAUAUGCUGUGUUCAGGAGCCACAAGAGUCUUUUAAUCUGUGCCUUCCCCCCUUGCCUCCCUUACGCAUCUAAGAGUCCAUUCUGAGUAAAUCUGUUGAACAGCC
Messenger RNA from Thamnophis sirtalis, 1520 nucleotides. NCBI's taxonomy places the organism in Eukaryota, Metazoa, Chordata, Lepidosauria, Squamata, Natricidae. The record is from RefSeq and is a predicted model, not a curated record.